Molecule: messenger RNA, 1182 nt
Organism: Dimorphilus gyrociliatus
Lineage: Eukaryota; Metazoa; Annelida; Polychaeta; Dinophilidae
Source: the annotation of a GenBank genome assembly
AACUUUAGAUUUAUUUUAAUCGCAGACAUGACAGGUUUGGUUUUCUUUUUUAUAGCUUGCAUUUCGUUUGGUUCAGCUACUGUUCUGACUGAUAUUGAAGCUGUCAGUUUGGAAGCUUUGCCUGGCUUUGAGGCGAUUUUGCAAGUCGAAAGAGACCAACCAGUGCAAAUUAAAGUUGCUUUAAAAAUUAGAAACAACGGGAAUGCAAAUAUACCUCCUCCAAUUAAACCACUUGAAAAUAAUUUUGCUUUUCGACUUGACGUUGUGUCUAAAAAUGAGGGCAGUAGUGUACAGUCAUGGCAAGUGUCUUCUUCAGACGAUACUGUUACAUCUCUAAAUAUUAAUCAAGUGAAAACAGUGACUUUGGGAUGCACCAUAAAUAUUUCCUCCGCCCAAUGUAGUAAGCAACUAGAAAUUUGCGGCUGUAUAAAAAGCGAGAGAAUAAAUGUACCUUUAAAAUCUGGCAGAAGAAUGUUAAAAAGUUCAUUUACAGAUUCUAAUGAAGAAAAUGAUAUCAUUUGUAUGCCUUUAUCGUGUAAAUCUGUGCCCGGGGCGGAAGGCGAUCCUCAUUUUUUGGUUUAUGGCAGCCUUAGCAAAUUACCACUUUGUUUUGAUAUUAUUGGUAGAGCUGGGGAAGAGCUCAUCUUAUUAAAUGAUACUAAAGCUGGUUGGUCUGUUUCUGCGCAUGUUUUAGAUGACAGAUAUUUUCAUGCAGUCUCAGUAAGAUCUGCAAACAAUGUUGUAAUGAUAACAACAGAUAAAGUAGUUAAUACCAGUUUGACUUGGGGCAAUUUUGGUGGUUAUGUUAUGGGCAACAUACAUUUGAGCAUGGGCAAAUCAAAAGAUGAAAAGUCUAUGAUGGUAACAACAGGAAAAUCAUCCAGAACUAUGGUUGUAAGAGUUAAUUUAGCUAAACAUUUUGAUAAGAGGGAACAUCUAGACAUUCACAUUGAAGAACAUGACGAAAUGGAUGAAUAUAUUGGGGGAAUAUUGGGUGAGGCAAAAAAAAAUUACCUGGGUUCCGAAAAUAGUGUUCAAUUUGACCAGCCAUAUGGUGCUGUUUUUAUAAAAGAAAAAUAUUUUCCAGCUAAAUUGGCUACACGUGGAGGAUCCCGAUGCUGGUUGGUAGCUCCUAGUCAGGCUCUUUAUCCAUUUAAAGUUAGAGAUUUUAUUCAAUAUUAA